Scomber japonicus (chub mackerel) is the source of this 2147-nucleotide messenger RNA. RefSeq names its product hepatocyte nuclear factor 3-beta-like. The record is from RefSeq and is a predicted model, not a curated record. Gene Ontology annotation, molecular function: protein domain specific binding; transcription factor binding; DNA-binding transcription factor activity, RNA polymerase II-specific. Lineage: Eukaryota; Metazoa; Chordata; Actinopteri; Scombriformes; Scombridae. The transcript is spliced from 2 exons. The coding region runs from base 198 to 1394 and encodes 398 amino acids. Gene Ontology annotation, biological process: anatomical structure morphogenesis; regulation of transcription by RNA polymerase II; cell differentiation.
GUCACUCAGUGAGCAGGAACCGUCCCCGCGGUCACAGUCGCUGCUCGCUGCCCGGCAGCUGUGCGCCUGUCCCGGGUCAGAAGCUGCAGGAUACAUCGGACGGAGACGAGCUGCCAGCUGAGGACCGGCGGGUGUGUGUGUUUGUUUUUCCGCGUCGCGUGAAGCUGCUGGACGGUUGUUGUGCUGGAGCGUGCACGAUGCUGAGCGCAGUUAAAAUGGAGGGACACGAGCAUCCGGACUGGAGCAGCUACUACGGAGAGACCGAGUGUUACACUGCAGCAGCAAACAUGAACUCCGGUCUGACCAUGAACUCCAUGAGCAGCUACAUGAGCGCGCCUGGCAUAACCAGCACCGGUCACAUGAACGCGCAUUCCUAUAUGAACCCAGUUGGAGUGAGCCAGUCCUCCAUGUCAACCGGGGUUUCUCAGAGCCCCGGGGCCGUGCAGGCUGGAGGCGGGAUGACUGGCCUGAGCAUGAGCCCGAUCAGCCAGCCGCCGUACGGGAACGUGCCGGUGAUGAGCCCGGUAUACGGACAGGCCUGCAGCAUCAGAUCAAGGGAUCCCAAACCGUACCGGCGGAGCUACACGCACGCCAAGCCGCCGUACUCCUACAUCUCCCUGAUCACCAUGGCUAUCCAGCAGUCCGGCUGCAAGAUGCUGACGUUAAACGAGAUCUACCAGUGGAUCAUGGACCUGUUCCCGUUUUACCGGCAGAACCAGCAGCGGUGGCAGAACUCCAUCAGACACUCGCUGUCUUUUAACGACUGCUUCAUUAAGGUUCCCCGGUCUGCGGACAAACCGGGGAAAGGCUCCUUCUGGGCACUGCACCCGGACUCCGGGAACAUGUUUGAGAAUGGCUGCUACCUCCGUCGGCAAAAGCGCUUCAAGAGCGAGAAGAAGUCCGGUGCAGGUGACAAGGAACCGGGGGGUAAACCGGGCUCGGAGGGUGGCUCGGUCCCCAGCAGUGGAUCAGACUCCCCUCACUCAUCUUCCUCCUCCCCUCCGACCUCCAGUGCGGAUGUAAAAGCCGUCGACUUAAAACCUUGCCGCGCCAGCCCCGUGCGUGUGCCCUCCCCGCUCGCGCACACACAACACCUGUUCUCCCAUCAUCCUCAUCAUCAUCAUCAUCACCCGCUGCUGCUGCACGAGGCCGCCCACCUGAAACCACCGGACCCCUACCACCCCCACCCCCACCCCCACCACUACUCCUUCAACCACCCGUUCUCCAUCAACAACCUGAUGUCCGAGCCGCAGCACCACAAGCUGGACCCGGCGGUGCAGUACGGGGGCUACGGCUGCCCGGUGUCCGGUGCGCUGGUGGCGGCCAAAACCGGCCUGGAUCCCGUGCACACCGACACCAACUACUACCACGGCGUGUACACAAGAGGCCCGUAAUGAACUCCUCCUGAAAUAUACAUCUGACUUUUGUACAUUUGUAAAUGUGAGAAAGUGUUUUGUUGAAGGCCUGAAGGAUUUGUCAUUAGUGUGUUUGUAUACGUGCAACAGAUAAACAUCUUUAUAUGAAAAAACUUACUGUUUUUAUAUGUUUUAUUUAAUUUAUUCCAGUUUUUUUCUUUCCAGCGUAACUCACAAAGGUCUAGUUAGUCUUUUAAAUACAGACGCAUUAUUUGGGCAGUAAAAAGUGAUGAGAGGUAUCGAGAUCUUGAAUAAAAGGAGAAAUAAUAGGCUACAUUAACCCUUACACAUUGUUAAUACUCUAUAGUUACUAACUCUAAAUUUCUGAAAUGUCAUUUUCACUCGUCAAUUAUCUCAUCAGUCAUCAAUAAAUGGGUGAUUUAAUGGUUAAUGAAGCUUUCAGAGAGCAGAGUGUAUUAUUUAGGCUUACAGUUUAUUAAAAGCCUAUUAAGUAUAUCAUGAUCUAAUAACAGGAGACCAUUAGAGCCAUAGUCAUUUACAUUUUUGAAUGUAGAUUUUUGAAAGUUUUAAAUAAAUACAGGUCAAAUUUAACCUGAAACACUCUCUUUGUACAAAAAUGUGUAUUGUUGACCAUAAAAGUGCAUAAAAAUCUACUCCUAAAAAAUAUUUUCUGGUUCAUAAAAUUUCAGCCCCAAAAAUGUUUAGGGUGUUUUUAUUACUCUAAAAUGUAGAAAUGGGUCAGAUUUGAGUGAAUGAAAGGGUUAAGUAACA